Messenger RNA from Capronia epimyces CBS 606.96, 876 nucleotides. Its product is annotated as 2,4-dihydroxyhept-2-ene-1,7-dioic acid aldolase. NCBI's taxonomy places the organism in Eukaryota, Fungi, Ascomycota, Eurotiomycetes, Chaetothyriales, Herpotrichiellaceae. Gene Ontology annotation, cellular component: cytoplasm. The record is from RefSeq and is a predicted model, not a curated record. Gene Ontology annotation, molecular function: aldehyde-lyase activity. Bases 1 to 876 code for a protein of 291 amino acids. The transcript is spliced from 4 exons.
AUGGCCUCGGUCUUGGAAAACGCAAAUACCCUGCGCAAAGCGCUGGGUACGGGCUCAGGCCUCUCCUUCGGCGCAUGGCAAAUGCUGCCCGGCUCGUAUCUAUCACGGACGAUCGCCCGGGCCGGCUACGACUGGAUUUGCAUUGACUGCGAGCACGGAAACAUUGCGGACAACGAAAUGCACGAAUCCAUCCAGGCAAUCGCCUCCGUCAACGUUAGCCCGAUUGUGCGCAUCCCCGCCAAUGAAGGAUGGAUGGUCAAGCGAGCCCUAGACGCCGGUGCGCACGGAAUCAUCGUUCCUCUCUUGUACAGCGUCGAGGAUGCAAAGAAACUGGUACAAACAGCAAAGUUCCCGCCUGUCGGGAAGAGAGGGUUCGGUAGCCCCUUCUCCAUGGGCGCGUUCGACAUCAAGGGCGAUUUGACCGGCUAUGAGUACAUGAAGAACGCGAAUGGUAAUCUUUUAACCAUUGUUCAGAUUGAGACGAAGGAGGCCCUAGCAAGUGUCGAGGAAAUCGCAAAAGUUGACGGAAUCGAUGUACUUUUUGUCGGCCCCUGGGAUCUGGGUAACAACAUUGGACACCCUGUCGAGGGAGAGUUUUCCCCAGAGUUGAACGCGGCGAUUGAGAGAGUCUUGAAGGCCGCUCAAGCCGCCGGUAAAUGGUCCGGGAUUUACUGCCCAUCCGGAGAGUGGGCAAGAAAGUAUGCCGACCAGGGCUUCCAAAUGAUCUCCGUCAUCAAUGACAUGACAGCCAUUCCGACAUAUAUGGCAGAGUCGUUGUCGAAGGCCAAAGGUUCGUACGGCCACGCGACUGCGCAGGCUAUCAAGGGCGCUGCAUAUGGAGCAGUCAACCUGUUGACGCAGGAGGAAAAGAAGUAA